AAAUGCAGAAACCAGUUGCUCAUGAACAUUUAUUGAGCUAGGCAUUUUACUAGCUAUUUUACUUAUCGAUAGGUUAUUUCUCAUGAUCUCAAACUAGUUCUCUUAUCUGAGAAGAGAAACGUACAAUGGUGUCUUAAACAUCUUGAAAUCCCGGAACAGCUAAGUGAUAGAAAGGGGCUUUGAAUUGACUUUUCCACUCCAUCCCCAUACUCAUGAGAAGGCCUGUUUUCUCCUCUAGAAAGGUGGUACAGCGUCUCUUCCCAGCCAGAACACCCGCCGUUCUGAAUAUGAAGAGGAUCAGUGACAUGCCUUUGAACUCCACAAAAGCAGAGACAUCUCCACCAGACCAAGAAAAUCAUUUGACUCCUGAGGACACAGAUUUGGUGCCACAGAGGCUGCUGGACAACCAGGCAGAGAAAGAAUGCGAGAAAGAAUUCGAGCAGGAAUGCGAGGCUGGUGUUGGUUUGCAAAGGGACGAGGAUGAUGCUUUUCUGUGUGAAGAUGUGGAGCUACAAGAUGGAGAUCUGUCCCCCAAAGAAAAAAUAUUUUUAAGACAAUUUCCCAGAAUGAGAGAAGAUCUAAAAGGUAACAUCGACAAGCUGCGUGCCCUCGCAGAGGAUAUUGACAAAACCCACAAGAAAUUCACCAAGACUAAGUUGGUGGCCAACUCCACUGCUGUCGUCUCUGGGGUGGUGAGCCUCCUGGGUUUAGCCCUUGCCCCAGCAACAGGAGGAGGAAGCCUGCUACUCUCCGCCACUGGUCAAGGUUUGGCAACAGCAGCUACGGUCACCAGCAUUGUGAGCGGUUUGCUGGAGCGCUCCCAAAAUAAGAAAGCCCAAGCUCAGGCUGAAGACAUACUGCCCACCCAUGACCAGGAGGACAAGGAAGCUGCGGAAGAGAAGGCAGACUAUGUCGGAGUCGCUAUAGACAUUAUCUGUCACGUUAACAACACCAUGAAGAACGCCAAACACAACGUCCGUGCAUUUCAGAAAAUCAGAGCCAACCCACGCUUGGCCAAUGCCGCCAAGCGUCUUCUGACCACUGGCAAAGUCUCCUCCCGGAGCACCGCACAGGUGCAAAGGGCCUUUGCAGGGACAACACUGGCAAUGACCAAAAAUGCUCGCAUGCUGGGAGGCACGAUGACCACCUUAUCCCUUGGCCUUGACUUGGCCGCUCUCUCAAGAGAAUGGAAGCACCUGAAGGAAGGAGCGAGGACAAAGUUCGCGGAAGAGUUGAGAGCCAAGGCCUCGGAGCUGGAGAUGAACCUCACAGAACUAACCCAGCUGUACCAGAGCUUGCAGCAGAAAGUGAGGUCAAGGGCCAGAGUGGUGGCGAAGGUUCUAACGGGGACCUGUGAAACCAAGGCUUACUGGAAGGGGUUAAGGGAGCAUGUGUGGAUAUUUGUGUGUCUGUGUGUGUGUGUCUGUGUGUAUGUCAUGUUUACAUGAAUGCACCUCAGGACACGGGUAUACAAUGGCCUUGGAGGCCCAAACGGUAUCAAGUACAUCUUGGAGAUGAGGGUGCCUGUCCUGGACACACGUGGGCGUGCCUUCUGUUUCUCCCUCAACACUUCUUAAGGCCCAUGUGCUGGGAAAAGGGUCUUCCCAGUUUGUUUGUUUCUUUGCUUUGAGACGGGGUCUGUGUCACCCAGGCUGGAGUGCAGUGGCGUAAUCUCUGCCUCCUGAAAGCAAGCAGUUCUCCUGCCUUCGCCUCCCAAGUAGCAGGGAUUACAGGCACACACCACCAAGCUCUGCUUUUUUUUUUUUUUUUUUUUUUUUCAUUUUUAGUAGAGACAGGGUUUGACCAGUUUGGCCCGGUUGGUCUUAAAUUCCUGACCUUAACUGAUCUAUUGACCUUGGCCUCCCAAAGUGCUGCGAUUACAGGAGUGAGCCACUGUGCCCAGCUGAGUCUUCCCAGUUUUAAAAAAAGGACACUGAACCACAGGGGGAGUUAGGAACUAAAUUGCCUUCUCCUUCUAAUUCAUAUGUUGAAGUUCUAAACCAAAAUGUGGCUGUAUUUAGAGAUGGAGCCUUUGGGAGGUAAUUAGGCUUGAAUGAGGCCAUCAGGGUGAGGGCCUAACAUGAUGGAAUUGACCUCCUUAUAAGAGGAGCAGAAACACAAGAGGGCCUCCCCACCCCUGCUGCGCAGCUGCACUGAAGAAAGGUUAUCUGAGGACACAGCAAGAAGGUGGCCGUCUGCAGGGCAGAAGAAGAGAGCCCUCACCAGGAAGUAAAUGAGUCAGCAGUGCAAUCUGGGGCUUCCAGCCUCUAGAACUGUGAAACAAUACAUUUCGUGGUGUAAGCAACCCAAUAGUAGUUUGUUACUAUUUUGUGAUAGCCACCAAAGAUGACUAAGCCAGGGAGGUUAUGUCACUUGCCAAGUGUCUUAGUCUGUUUGUGCUGCUAUAACAAAAUACCUUAGACCAGGUAAUUUACAAACAACAGAGAUGUAUUGCUCACAGUUCUGGAGGCUGGGAAGUCCAAGAUCAAGGCACCAGCAGAUUCCUAUCUGGUGAAGGCUCACUCUCUGCUUCACAGAUAGCACCGUCUGGCUGUAUCCUCACAUGGCAGAAGGGGCAAACAAGCCCCCUUGGGCCUCUUUUAUAAAGGUACUAAUUCCAUGGCCUAAAGGCAGAGUCCUCAUGACUCUAUCACCUACCAAAAGGCUCCUUUUCUUUAUACUGUUGGAGGGGCAGAAGGAACUUCCUUUCUAGACCUCGAAGGUUUAAGAAUUUGAAUCUAUGAAACAAGCUGACAAUAGACAGAUUAACAGAAGAAAAGCCUUAUAAAUUUUUUAAUGUGAGCCAGAUGGCAAAAGCUUAAAUAGCACCCCAAGCUACAGGAAAAGGGGCCGCUGAUGGGGAGGUGGGGAGGUAGUGACACAAGCCUUGGGAGGGGGGAGGGGGAGGAAGUGUGUGGUGAGCAAAGUUUGUCUUAUUACACAGAUAAAGUGUCUCAGCUAACAGCCCUUAGAAGAAUACAGUCAUUGGCCAGGCACAGUGGCUCAAGCCUGUAAUCCCAGCACUUUGGGAGGCCAAGGCAGGUAGAUCACUUGAGGUCAGGAGUUUGAGACCAGCCUGGCAAACAUGAUAAACCCUGUCACUACUAUAAAUACAAAAAUUAGCCAGGUGUGGUGGCAGGGCACUCACUUAUAAUCCCAUCUACUUGGGAGGCUGAGGCAGGAGAAUCACUUGAAACGAGGUCACUGUGAGCCAAGAUCAUGCCACUGCACUCCAGCCUGGGUGACAGAGCAAGACUUCAUCGAACAAGAAGAAGAAGAAGAAGGAGGUAGAGGAGGAGGGGGAGAAGGAAAAGGAGGAGAAAGAAGAAGAAGAAUACACUCAUGUAUCUCUUCUUUAUUUUUUAUUUUAUUUUUAUUUUUAUUUUUAAAGACGGGGUUUCACCAUGUUGGUCAGGCUGGUCUUGAACUCCCGACCUCAGGUAAUCCGCCCGCCUUGGCCUCCAAAGUGCUUGCAUUACAGGCGUGAGCCACCACGCCCGGCCUUACAGGCAUGUAUCUCUUGGUGAUGAGAUUACAUUCUGAGAAAUUGGUCAACAGGCAAUUGCAUCCGUUGUGCGAUUAUCGCAGAGUGUACUUAUACACACCUAGAUGGCAUAGUCUACUACACGCCUAGGCUAUAUGGGAGGGCCUAUUGCUCCCGGGCCACACACCUGUACGGCAUGUGACUGCUGAACGCCGCAAGCAAUUGCAACACAAAGGGAAGUAUCUGUGUAUCUAAACAUAUGCAAACAGAAAUAGGAAAGUAAACAUAUGGCACAAAAGAUAAGAAUGGGCUCUCCUGUAUAGGGCACUGUCUAUGAAUGGAGCCUGCGGGGCUGAAAGCUGUUCCAGAAGAGUCAGCGAGUGAAUGUGAAGGGCGAGGACAUCAUUGUGUAUUACCGUAGGCUUUAUAAACACAGCACACUUAAGGUACACUAAAUACAUUUAAAAAAAAAAUUCUGAAACGAUGUAUUUUUGUGAAUGAGAGUUGGCAUGUCAAAUGCAUCCUCUAGAAAAAUAGUGUUAUAGUCUUAAGAUUUGUUUUCUAAAGUUGAUACUGUGGGUUAUUUUUGUGAACAGCCUGAUGUUUGGGACCUUUUUUCUUCAAAAUAAACAAGUCCUUAUUAAAUCAGGAAUUUGGAGAAAAAUCACAAAAAAAAAAAAAAAAAAAAAAUUCUGGCUGGGUGCGGUGGCUCACACCUGUAAUCCCAGCACUUUGGGAGGCCGAGGCGGGCGGAUCACGAGGUCAAGAGAUCAUGACCAUCCUGACCAACAUGGUGAAACCCCGUCUAUACUAAAAAUACAAAAAUCAGCUGGGUGUGGUGGCACACACUGGUAGUCCCAGCUACUCAGGAGGCUGAGGCAGGAGAAUCACUUGAACCUGGGGGGCAGAGGUUGCAGUGAGCCGAGAUCAUGCCACUGCACUCCAACCUAGCGACAGAGCAAGACUCCAUCUCAACAAAACAAAAAAAUUCUUCCUUCAGUAUAUUAGGCAAUAGGAAUUUUUCAGGUUCACUAUAAUCUUAUCGAACCAUAAUUGUACAUGCAGUUGACCAAAACAUUGUUAUUGGACAUAUAACUAUAGUUGAAAGAAUGAGCCAAAAAAAAAAAUCUAUCUAGGUGUGGUGUCUUGAGCAACUUUUAAUUAUUUUCCUGUUCUGCAAUAUGAGUUAAUCUUCUCUGAUUGACAUAGAUUCUAGUAAAAGGUGUCCAGGACAAUCGCCUUCCUUCUGGAGAAACUUAUUAAUCAAAUAAGAGAACUUCAAAGAAAGCCCCUCCCUUGUGCUUUGGAAGGGAAGGGAAGGGGACAGGAAUGGCCCUUCAGUCUCCUUUAUUCAAAGCACCUGGCAUGCCAAAGCACCCUAUUUUAGGGUAUCUUUUUCUGAGCCCCAAACACUACCACGUUGGGAAUGUCAACUAUGAAAGGAAAAUAUCUUGGGGCUCCAGAGUAACUAAGGAAAAUUCAAGCCGGAAGAUGCUUAGGGCAAACCUGCCUCACAAUUGAUUCAAAGUUAUCCCUCUGCUCACUGAGACAGAUAGAUGUGUGAUUGCCACCUUUGGAAAGGCUAAUCAGAAACUCAGAAGAAUGCCACCCUUUGUGUCUCACCUGCAGGUGACCUAGAAGCUCCCUUCCAGGCUUCCAGUCAUGUCAUCACUUCAAGUUGUCCCGCCUUUCCAGACUGAACCAAUGUACUUCUUACAUAUAUUGAUUGAUGCCUUACGUCUCCCUAAAAUGUAUAAAACCAAACUAUGCCCCAACCACCUUGGCCACAUGUCGGGACUUCCUGAGGCAGUGUUACAGGUGUGUCCUCAACCUUGGCAAAAUAAACUUUCUAAAUUAAUUGA
Molecule: messenger RNA, 5346 nt
Organism: Callithrix jacchus (white-tufted-ear marmoset)
Lineage: Eukaryota; Metazoa; Chordata; Mammalia; Primates; Cebidae
Source: RefSeq, a predicted model, not a curated record